Molecule: messenger RNA, 1455 nt
Organism: Candoia aspera
Lineage: Eukaryota; Metazoa; Chordata; Lepidosauria; Squamata; Candoiidae
Gene: NKIRAS1
Product: NFKB inhibitor interacting Ras like 1
Exons: 3
Coding region: 570-1157 (195 amino acids)
Biological process (GO): canonical NF-kappaB signal transduction; Ral protein signal transduction
Molecular function (GO): GTP binding; GTPase activating protein binding; GTPase activity
Source: RefSeq, a predicted model, not a curated record
GAGAAGAUUCUCCUUAAUCACACAGUGGGACUGUUUUCAUGACUUUUAAUGGGUGAAGAUAGAAUGCUUUGGAGAUACACUUUCGCCUUUACUAUUUUUUAACAUAUUAUAAGUUUGGGGGUAGAUGCUGAAAAUGGACGUCAUGCCUAAGAUCUUAUUUUAAAUUAAAUUCCAUUUUUAUCCCAGAAUUGGAAGCUCAUUGCGUGUUAAAGGAAUUGGAGUGCAGAGUAAUUCUUCCAUAUUUCAAUUCCACUUUUAUCUAUUCGUUGCUCUUUAACAAAGAAAUGGUAGCUGUUCCAGUUUAAUUAACGUCGUGGAAAAAGGUAAUAGGCUUAUGUUUUAUAAGUGAAGAAAUAGUUCUAAAAGCCUUUUUGCUUGUCACCUCAGAAGCAUGGAUAAAUCUUAAGGAUCUAAGGAAAGUUGUGCGGUAAUUUUAAAUGGAAUUGCCUCUCACCUCAAUGACUUGUAGCAAUAGCGUACUUUUAUCUUUAAACAAUCCGUGAAAUGAGAAAAAUAACUACAAUUCUGGAUGGCCUAUAGGUUCUGGAUUUCUAAUAGUCUGAAAGAAGAUGGGAAAGGGCUUCAAAGUGGUGGUUUGUGGAAUGUGUUCAGUGGGGAAGACGGCCAUCUUGGAACAAGUUCUAUAUGGUAAUCACAGUGUCGGUGAAGAGUGCAGCAGAACUAUAGAAGAUGUGUAUGUCGCUGUGGCUGAAACAGAUAGAGGACUAAAAGAACAGUUACGUCUGUAUGACACCAGAGGACUGCAAGGAGGAGAGGAAUUCCCAAGGCAUUACUAUUCUAUUGCAGACGGCUUUGUUCUAGUGUAUGCUGUAAAUAGCCUGGAAUCUUUUGAGAAAGUUGACUGGCUCAAAAAGGAGAUUGACAAAUUUAGAGGAAAAAAAGAGAUAAAAGACCACGGGACAAUUAUUGUUUUAGGUAAUAAAACUGACCUUUUGGAAGAAAGACAAGUAUGGAGGGAAGUUGCACAGCAGUGGGCUAGGUUUGAGAAAGUGAAGUUAUGGGAAGUAACGGUAACUGAUGGAAGGACAUUGAUGGAGCCCUUUAUGGUGUUAGCAAGCAGACUCUGCCAAUCACAGAACAAGUCGACAUUUCCUUUACCAGGGCGGAAACUCAAAGGCAAUAAUGAAGAUGUCUGAAUGCUCUUCUGCCUUCUGCUGGGCCAAGGAUCUGCUGUGGCUUUUGCAUUCUCAGAGGAGUUGAUGGUGCAGUCAUGGUUACUUAUUUCUAGAGCAACUACUCUCACAGAUCAGGGUCACAAUGGCAUCUGAAAUUGCUUCAUAAAAACACUGGAAUGAUCAUAGCUGUCUGUAUUCAAUUAUAUGUUCAUGGAAUGUAAGCUGGAGAAUGCUAGAGUGCACAGAAAGGAAAGCCUUCUGUUUCCAAAGGGGGCAUUCAAGAGUCAUUUGGGAUAUUGCCACUUCACUCACCACUUAU